AUGAACCUUCAAGACUUCCUAGCAAUGGAGGCAAGCCGUGAGCGCGACGAGUUAAUCGACCUCCGCAGCCUGGAUUUAGUAUCUGAGUACGACUCCCACCUUAUGUGUCCGAUCUGCCACUGUCCCUUCGUCGAACCCGUCCGUCUAGAAUGCGACCAUGUCUUCUGUGGGAGCUGCCUCAGCUCGGCGAUUACCACCUUCCGCUCGACCGACUCCGAUGAAUUCCCGUGUCCCUCUUGCCGAAAUCCCACCCAGACAGUGUCGGUUAGCGUGCCCCGCCUGCUGAUCAACAUGUGCGACGAGAUUCGGGUGCGAUGCCCGCUGAUUACAGAGGGCUGCCAAGAGAUUAUACCCCGAGGUCAUGUCCAGUCGCAUGUCGAGAAGUACUGCGGGUACAGGCUGGUACCAUGCCCGGAUGAUUCAUGUGAGCAGAUGACACGAAGCAAGGACGUUGGGAUGGAUCGGAAGUGUAUACAUGCAGUACGGCGAUGCUCUCGUUGCGAAGAAGAUGUUUUAGAGCAGGAAUAUAAGGAGCAUGAGAAAGAGCUCUGUCCUGUUCUUGAGGUCAUGUGUGAUGACUGCCAGACAGUUCUCACCAGAGGAGCGCUAAGAGAACACAUUGAAACAUGCUCUGAGGUUCCGAUCCCAUGUGCAGCAUCCAAGUAUUCAUGCCCGGUUAAGAUCCGACGAGCAGACAUGGAAAUGCAUGAGCAGAGCUGUCCCCUAGUCGCAAUGGGUCCCUACUUCGAAGCACAAAAUUCCCGGCUCAACUCUCUCGAAUUAAGUAUGCGACAUCUGCAGCAGCGGAAUGAGAUCUUUGAGGAUGGCCUCGCAAACAUCCGGUCCACCCUUGGUGAAUCGACACGCAUAGCUAUGAACAACCAUGACGAUGGAGAGACUGCCCAAGCCGGCAGGGACCAGCAAGCCUCCACUCGCACCGACAUCAAUACGGAUGACCCGGCAGAUAUUGCUGCCAGUGUAUUCUCAUCCAAUGCCACAACAUAUCUACUUUCGCUACACGAAUCUCUCCGCGAAGAGGUCAGCCAGCUCUCACAUGCUAUCACAGACCUCGAUGCUCGCGCCAGCAUGGCUAUUAUGACUGAAUGCAUGCGCAUCAAAGAAGACAUGGCUCACACCAACGCUGCAGUCAACAGCAUGCGUAUGCAGGUGCAGUGGCUCAUGAAUCCUCGCCUCCACCAGGAAGCGCGGGGAGGAGCUGUCCGCACUGCCGCAGAUGAAAGAACGUCCGCAGCCGGGCCAAGUCAGGCCUCUGCUCACCCCCUAGGUCCCCUUCGACCCCGACGUCCCAGUGAUGGUGGACGCGAGGGAACAAAGCUGUGA
Messenger RNA from Penicillium paradoxum, 1341 nucleotides. RefSeq lists its product as uncharacterized. The record is from RefSeq and is a predicted model, not a curated record. The transcript has 2 exons. Gene Ontology annotation, molecular function: zinc ion binding. Lineage: Eukaryota; Fungi; Ascomycota; Eurotiomycetes; Eurotiales; Aspergillaceae. Bases 1 to 1341 code for a protein of 446 amino acids.